Fraxinus pennsylvanica is the source of this 588-nucleotide messenger RNA. NCBI's taxonomy places the organism in Eukaryota, Viridiplantae, Streptophyta, Magnoliopsida, Lamiales, Oleaceae. The record is from the annotation of a GenBank genome assembly.
AUGGCAAGAUUUCUUUUGUCAAAGACAAGAUUGUACACUUCGACUAGCACCCUCCAUCUCAAGCCGUUUCCAACUUUUUCUAGUUCCAAUUCCAUAUUACACAAGAAGCCAUGCCUUCUCUUGAGUAAGCAGAGUUUGGGAUCUCAAUAUCGCCGCAGGUACUCUGGAAUGCACGAGGAUAAUAGAAAUAAAAGGACAAGCUGGAUCCUGGGAAUACUACUUACAAUAGUUCUACCCUUCGGGACAAACAAUCGGGGACCAGUUUUGAAACUUAAAGAUGAAGUUGAUACUGCAGUCGAGACGAUAGAACAUAUAACAGAAGUCGUAGAAAAGGUGGCGGAGGUGGUGGAUAAAGUGGCGGAGGACAUAGCCGAUGACCUUCCCGAAGGAGGGAGAUUUAGAAAAGCCGUUGAUUUUAUUGAAAAUGUGGCUGAAGAAACAGCUAAGGAUGCUCAUUUACUUGGAGACAUUAUCCAUAAGGUCCAAGGAUUCGAAGAAGAUGUGGAAUCCAUCGUUGAAUCUCUCCAUGGUGAAGCCAACAAACCUACCAAAGAAAUUAAGGAUACAAAAUCAUUAUCAAAAUUGUAA